Messenger RNA from Tarenaya hassleriana, 1029 nucleotides. RefSeq names its product ribonuclease 1. NCBI's taxonomy places the organism in Eukaryota, Viridiplantae, Streptophyta, Magnoliopsida, Brassicales, Cleomaceae. The transcript has 5 exons. The record is from RefSeq and is a predicted model, not a curated record. The coding region runs from base 148 to 849 and encodes 233 amino acids. Gene Ontology annotation, molecular function: RNA binding; ribonuclease T2 activity. Gene Ontology annotation, biological process: RNA catabolic process. Gene Ontology annotation, cellular component: extracellular region.
AGAUUCUUUCCCUUAUUCGUCUUUUCCAUUUUCCGAUUCAUUUUCCUUUACACUGCUGGGAGACGUAUCUACUCUUAUAUAUAUAUAUAUAUAUAUAUAUAUACACACACACGUAUAUAUCGUUUUAAUUAGAAGAAAACCAAGAAGAUGGUGACGAUGAAGAGUCGUGUUAAUGCAUCGCUCGUGUUCAUUCUGAUAGUAAUAUUCCCAUGCGCUUCCGUCCUCUCUGCUUCCGCUGAUUUCGAUUUCUUCUACUUCGUCCAACAGUGGCCAGGGUCAUACUGUGAUACAAAGAAGAGCUGUUGCUACCCAACAACAGGGAAACCGGCUGCAGAUUUCGGAAUUCAUGGGCUCUGGCCUAAUUACGAGGAUGGCACUUACCCCUCCAACUGUGACGACAACAGCCCUUUUGACAAGUCAACGAUCUCUGACCUAAUCAGCAACAUGAGGAAGUCGUGGCCUACGCUUGCGUGCCCGAGCGGAACAGGCGAAGCGUUUUGGGAACACGAGUGGGAGAAACACGGCACAUGUUCCGAAUCGGUCCUCGACCAGCACGAUUACUUCAAAACCACUCUCGGCUUGAAGCAGCAAACCAACAUCCUCCAAGCCUUGAAAACCGCCGGGAUAAAUCCGGAUGGAGGGUCGUACAGUUUGGAGAGUAUCAAAGAUGCGAUCAAAGAGGGAACGGGAUUCGAUCCAUGGAUAGAGUGCAAUACCGAUGAAUCGGGGAACACUCAACUGUACCAAGUCUACUUGUGCGUAGACCGGUCUGGUUCGAAAUUGAUCGAGUGCCCGGUUAAGCCUCGUGGCCGCAAAUGUGGAUCCGAGAUCGAAUUUCCUUCGUUCUAAUUAUCAUCAUUUAAUUAUUGCAGAUCUCGAGAGGCGAAGACACUUAAUAAAUUAUACAGCGACGUGUAUAAUUACGGAGUGAUAUUAUAAUACAGGUUUAAUUAAGUGAAAUUAUACGUACAGCAACGCGUACGUAAUAAAGAAUACAGCAGUGGUUGUACUGUAAUUUUCAUUUGUUUA